AGAAACGCAAAAGAGAAUAAUGGAAGUAGAGCUAUAGAUGAAUAAGGAAAUAAAAGGUGUCUGUGGUAUGAGAAUACAGAGAUCAGCACAGCACCCACCAUGAACAAAACCUUCCUCCUUUUGUGUUCUUUGCUCUUCUGUGAAUCUUCCUAGGGUUUUUUAAAAUUGUUCUCUUUUUCUUCCCCAUUUUCUUGAUCCUUUUCUUGUAACUUUGUGUUCUUCUUGUGCAAAAAAUUCUGGGUUUGGUGACUCCUUUAUUAUGUAUCUUGGGCAUCUCUAUUGUUGCACAAAUUGUCUGGAGUUUCUGCUUUCUUGAUUUUUAAAAUAAAAAAUUCCAUAUCUUUUUGGAUUUUUGCUGUCUAAAAUCUUGUUGGCUUUUUUUCUUUAAUUUUUUUAUUUUCAGUUUUAGAUUUUGCAAACAGUUUUUUCAAGCUGUUCAUGUACUUUUGCCUUUGUCAGUCAUCCCUGAUAUAUAUAUAAUAUUAUUCUUUUAGCUGUCACUCAUGUUGUCAAAAUUUUUGAUGUUUUAGUCAGCGUUUUAUUAGUUCUCUUCAACUUCUAGAUUUUUUUUUAAAAAUUUUUUUAUUUAACUUCCAAGUCUUAUAGAGCUAAAUCAUAACAAUCUUCUUCCAAAUUUCCGGAAAUGGUGAGAGGAAAAAUUCAGAUGAGAAGAAUUGAAAAUGCAACAAACAGGCAAGUGACUUUCUCAAAGCGAAGAAACGGCUUGUUAAAGAAAGCGUACGAGCUCUCGGUUCUUUGUGAUGCAGAAGUUGCUGUGAUCAUUUUUUCUCAGAGAGGCAAACUCUAUGAGUUCUCAAGCAACGAUAUGCAAAAAACGAUACAACGAUAUCAUAAACAUGCAAGAGAAGUGCAAAUCAACAACUAUGAAGUCGAACAGUAUAUGCAGCAAUUGAAGCUGGAAAGUGCAAACAUGGCAAAGAAGAUCGAGCUUCUUGAGGAUUCUCAGCGGAAGCUUUUGGGGCAUGGCGUAAGUUCUUGUUCUAUUGAGGAACUACAAGAGAUUGAUGGUCAGCUAGAGCGAAGUUUACGUAGCAUCAGAGCAAGAAAGGCUCAAUUAUACAAGGAGCAGAUAGGGCAACUAAAAGAAAAGGAAAGGCUCCUUUUAGAAGAGAAUGCCAAGUUAUGUGAAAAGGAGGGCUUAACCCAAGGAAGUAAUACAUUUGUUUCAACACUGAUACUAGUGUGGUGCAAAGCCGUGGCAGCCAUCAUCGGUUCAAGAAAAAGUAGCUGCAACCGAUUGCUCUCAAGGUAGCCUCCAGAAUUCAGAGGUAGAGACGGAGCUCUUCAUCGGCCUACCAGAAAUCCGCUGCUGAUGGAUUGUUGAUCAUCUCUGGAAAUGCCAAAAAAAGUAUAUAAUUUUACAGCUCAAUCUAUUUCAAUUUCUAGUUAUUGAUUGUAUGGAAGUGUAAAACAUAGCUUUUGUAAUAAAUCCGAAAUAGUGAUGCACAAUUUCAAUUUGUAUGUCAUAUAUAAAUAAUCAAGUAUAUGUGUUGAAGGUGUAA
Molecule: messenger RNA, 1523 nt
Organism: Ziziphus jujuba (common jujube)
Lineage: Eukaryota; Viridiplantae; Streptophyta; Magnoliopsida; Rosales; Rhamnaceae
Product: MADS-box protein AGL42
Exons: 8
Coding region: 644-1273 (209 amino acids)
Biological process (GO): positive regulation of transcription by RNA polymerase II
Cellular component (GO): nucleus
Molecular function (GO): DNA-binding transcription factor activity, RNA polymerase II-specific; protein dimerization activity; RNA polymerase II cis-regulatory region sequence-specific DNA binding
Source: RefSeq, a predicted model, not a curated record